Molecule: messenger RNA, 987 nt
Organism: Salvelinus namaycush (lake trout)
Lineage: Eukaryota; Metazoa; Chordata; Actinopteri; Salmoniformes; Salmonidae
Product: parafibromin-like
Exons: 4
Coding region: 232-804 (190 amino acids)
Biological process (GO): positive regulation of transcription elongation by RNA polymerase II; transcription elongation by RNA polymerase II
Cellular component (GO): Cdc73/Paf1 complex
Molecular function (GO): RNA polymerase II complex binding
Source: RefSeq, a predicted model, not a curated record
GCAUGCUAGAAAGGAAAUGGAGGGAAGGAGUGACGACCAAGUGAAAACAAUUCAGACUAGGCUAAAAUAGCUAUGCUGGAAAUGAAUAAUAACACUUCAUUAAUCAGGACACUUAGUAACUUCAUCUUAUCACACACAAGACUGCAACAUUUAUCCACGAGGUAUCAAUAAACGUUUCAUAAAAAAACAAGCUUCACAUGUGUCGGACUUAAAAAUCCCUAUAUUAGAAUCAUGUUGAAAACAACAUUGCAUGGGCACCAUAAUACUUUAUUUUGCCUUGCUAACAGUAAUGCUUUCUUGACGGAGGUUUUGUAUCGUACCAUUGCAUUAGCCAUUACUCUUCUCCCUCCCCUCUCCGUGAGGUUUGUGACGCCAGAGGAGAAGAAGAAGCAGGGCAUCCAGCGGGACAACGAGGUGCUGCUCCAGAGACGCAAGGACCAGAUCCAGCCCGGGGGGGCCACGCUCAGCGUCACCGUGCCCUACAGGGUCAUCGACCAGCCCCUCAAACUAGCUCCGCAGGACUGGGAUCGCGUGGUGGCCGUUUUCGUGCAAGGUCCUGCCUGGCAGUUCAAGGGCUGGCCUUGGCUGCUACCUGACGGAUCUCCUGUGGACAUUUUCGCUAAAAUCCGAGCCUUCCAUCUGAAGUAUGACGAGCAGAAGAUGGACCCCAAUGUGCAGAAGUGGGACGUGACCGUGCUGGAGCUGAGCCACCACAAGCGCCAUCUCGACCGGCCCAUGUUCCUGAAGUUCUGGGAGACCCUCGACAGAUACAUGGUGAAACACAAGUCGCACCUGAGGUUCUGAGCCUGGACCGUGGCCUCCUUCCUCCACAGGUCCCGUCAAGGCAUUUAUAAACUCCCGCCCCAAACCUAGCCUUCCUCCUCCCCACCAGGACUACCACUAGAAGAGAAAGGAGACACACGGGCCCACAACACCCCCCCACCAGCACUUUGGGGACCCAGAAUAGACCCGCGUGUUCAGAUAGUA